GGUUCAGAGUCUAAAACCCUAACUAAGGGAGUGAGAGUUUUUGUAAUUUGGCGCGAGGCGAGACCGUUCUUCACUUCGCCUUCCUGCUGCUAAUGUGCAGUAGAAGAUGCAUGGGUUCUGGAUCAAUGGCCGUAACCAGGAAAGCCCUGGAGUUUUUUGCUCAACUACGAAGAAGCAACAAAUUCCCAGAUUCAUGGACCUGUAACAAGUUGCUCCACCAGCUUAUCGCCUCCAACUGCGGUGAUCUCUCGCUGAAGAUACUGUUAGAUUUGCUCUCCAGAGGGUACCAUCCUCACCUCUCUUCCUGCAAUUCUAUUAUUGGGUUUUUCUGUAAGUUGGGUAAUCUGAAAUCGGCUGAAGAUUUCUUGAAAUGGAUGUUUAGAAUCCGUUGUAGGCCUGAUAUUGUUAGUUAUAACUCUUUGAUUGAUGGGUAUUGUCGGGUUGGGAAUUUGCUGGGAGCUUCUUCAAUUAUGAGUCGGAUUCGCGGUGGCAGAUGUAAGCUUGAUCUGAUUACGUUUAAUAUUCUGAUUAAUGGGUUCUGUAAGCGUGGAAUGAAAAGAGAAGCUUUGGUGUAUCUUGGUUUGAUGUGGAAAUGUUACUUGCCAAAUGUGGUUACCUAUAGUACAUUUAUUGAUAUGUUCUGUAAAAUGGGAAAUUUGAAUAUGGGUUAUGCAGUGUUUACAGAUAUGAUGAGUGCCGGAAUGCCUCCCAAUUUAGUGACUUUUACUUGUUUGAUUGAUGGGUAUUGCAAGGCUGGUAAUCUGACAGUUGCUUUCGAGUUGUAUGAUAAAAUGUUGGAGUCUUCACUCUCUCCUAAUGUUGUAACUUAUGCUGCCUUAAUUGAUGGUCUUUGUAAGCAAGAGAUGUGUGAAAGAGCUGACCAAUUGUUCAUGAAAAUGUUGGAGGAUGGGGUUCAACCCAAUCCAGUGGUUUACACUUCGAUGAUAGAUGGGCACUUCAAGAAAGGGAAUAUGGACUCAGCCAUGAAAUAUCUGACCUGCAUGCAUAACCAAGGGAUCAGACUUGAUAUAGUGGCAUAUGGGGCAGUAAUUUGGGGCUUAUGCGGUAAAGGUCAUCUGGAUAGUGCACAGGAGACCAUGGAAGAGAUAGAGAGGAGGGGACUGAAACCAGACAAGAAGAUUUUUACCACCCUUAUAGAUGCCCAUUUCAAAGCUAAGAAUAUGAAAACAGCUUUGGAUGUGUACAGGGAAAUGUUGGAUAGAGGGUUUGAAGCUGAUGUGGUAACUCUCUCAACAUUGAUGGAUGGGCUCUGUAAGAAUGGGCUUUUGCAAGAGGCAAGAGGCUAUUUCUGCAAAGCAAAGGCAAACGAGAUUGCAUACACUGUACUCAUUGAUGGAUUGUGCAAGGAAGGAAAUUUACAUGAAGCUGAGAUGUUGUUUAGGGAGAUGCAAGAGGCGGGUUUCCUUCCAGAUAAAUAUAGUUACACUUCUUGGAUUGCUGAGCUCUGCAAGCAAGGGAAUUUGGUAGAGGCAUUUAGGGUGAAGAAUGUCAUGGUUCAUGGUGGAACUGACCCUGAUCUAUUCACUUUUAGCUCCAUGAUUUGGGGCUUGGCUAAUAAAGGACUCAUGAUCGAGGCAAAAGAGAUGUUCGAUGAUAUGUUGAAAAGGGGCAUCAAUCCUGACUCUGCAGUUUAUGACGUUCUGAUCAGAGGCUACCUCAAGCAGAACAACACUGCUGCAGUUGAUAAUUUAUGUGACGAGAUGAGGAAGAGAGGAUUACUCAUAAGAGGUGCAGCACAUGGAGAUGAGUAAUUUCGCACCUGCAAAAUUGGAACUGUGGAAAGAACUUGUGCAUUUCAACCUGGGGCAUUUUGAGUUGUCUCUGAUGGACUAUUUUCUUCAUUUAAGAAGAGAUUGAGUCUGUGUUGAAUUUCAGAGAUGUUACAUUCCGUGAUAUGGGUGGGACCUUCAGUUUCAACUAAUCCUACCUUCCUCCAAUUGCAUAUUGUUUUGCGCAAGGAUGAGGCAUUGUUUCUAUGCUUGGAAAGUUUAUACUUACAAAAGUUACCAGGCUUGCUAUGUGAAUGCUUUGCAGAAAGUAAACUAGCCAUCCCAACUCACAAGCUAAAGAUGUACAAUUGACAAAGAAGCUAUAGGAAUUCAGAAUGAGUUUGAUCAAUUGAUGCUCAUUGGUCCACUUAUAAUUGGAUGAGGAGAAUCAUGUGGGUCUUACAUCUGAUUUUUAAAGCAUGGCCUAGUCCUUCUCUAAGAAUCUAACGACUCUGGUGGAUAGGAUUGCCAAUGAUAGUAGAGCUAGGUCUUAGUCCUCUAAAUAGAUUGUUGUUCAUUAUUUAUGAGAUUAUUCUUCAAUAAAAAUUAAAAUCAGGUUUUGUGUA
Molecule: messenger RNA, 2356 nt
Organism: Macadamia integrifolia
Lineage: Eukaryota; Viridiplantae; Streptophyta; Magnoliopsida; Proteales; Proteaceae
Product: pentatricopeptide repeat-containing protein At2g01740
Exons: 5
Coding region: 93-1772 (559 amino acids)
Molecular function (GO): protein binding
Source: RefSeq, a predicted model, not a curated record